This is a messenger RNA of Rhizopus microsporus ATCC 52813, 914 nucleotides long. RefSeq lists its product as uncharacterized. NCBI's taxonomy places the organism in Eukaryota, Fungi, Mucoromycota, Mucoromycetes, Mucorales, Rhizopodaceae. Bases 77 to 844 code for a protein of 255 amino acids. The record is from RefSeq and is a predicted model, not a curated record. The transcript is spliced from 4 exons.
AGAAGGCUAACUUCUAACUGUAGACAGCUCUAAGCCAUUGUUUGACAACACUGAUGACAUUUACUGUUCUCUGCCUAUGGGAUUUGAUUUACUCAGGAAAACAGACCCAUCAAUAGGCUUAGAUGAAGGCACGAUCACGUUUACAAAGGAAGAAAUAAAGAAGAAUGUCUUUGAUCCUGUCAUCCAAAGGGUCAUUGGUCUCUGCCGUCAACUACAAAAGGAUACUACCAAUCUAAAGGCUAUUUUCAUGGUGGGUGGUUUUGGCUCUUCUGCUUAUCUUUAUCAACAAAUGGUAAAAGAGUUUUCACCUGAAGGAAUCAAGAUAAUUCAGCCUGAUAGACCAGAAAUGGCAGUGGCUCGUGGAGCAGUCAUCUUUGGUUUGAAUCCUACAAAGAUUGCUACACGAAUCCCAAGACUGUGGUAUGGCAUCAAGAGUGCAUAUCCAUUUGACUAUGAAAUGGAUCCUGAUGAAUACAAGGUGAUUCGACCUGAUGGUAGUGUUCGAUGUGAUAAUCGUUUUUCUACCUUUGUUGAAAGAGGCAAACCUUUAGAUUUGGACAGCUGUAUCGUUCGGCAUUUUACCAUCUACGCUCCUCACAAGACAGCGUGCUCUAUCUUUGCUUCUGAUAGUGAAACUGAACCAAGAUAUGUGGUCCCUUCUCCUCACAAUAAUGUCAAAAAGGUGUUUGACUGUGAUAUCCCUAUGCCCCAUUUACCCAACAUAAAGCACGGCGAUCCUAUACCACUGACGAUAAAGAUGUACUUUGGUGAAAAUGAGCAUCGAGUGGAAGCCGUUAUUAACGAUGUUACUUAUAAUGUUUCCUGUAAAUUUGAAGUAGAAUAAAGAUGUUUUUUAUUUAUACAAGUUUUUUGGCUGUAAAGAAAUUUUUAUAGUAAUGCAUCUGCCAGAAACA